AUGAUCUCAGCCCUUGAAACUAGUUUCGGUUAUGUUUUGAUGGGAAAUAUUCCACCCACAAACAUUACAAACAUCCAUUCCUUUCUUACUGCUUUCUCAACUGAUGACACAGAUCAGUUGGAUGCAACAUUGAAACAAUUCUGGGCAGUUGAGGAAGUGCCAGAAGUUAAAUCUUGUUCUCCAGACGACUCGUUCUGCGAGAAAUUAUAUUCUGAAUCAACUUCUCGAAAUUUAGAGGGCAGAUUUAUUCAGCUGGCACUCGAUGAACCAGACUUACCUGUAGCCUCGUCUAUACUUCUGAAUGAUACUUACGUAGACGAUGUGGUGACAGGAAGAGAUUCUUUACAAGCUAGUGUUGUCUCUAUAAAAGAAUUGAUAUAUUUAUUAAAUCGUGGUGGAUUUGAGCUACACAAAUGGGCAAGUAAUGCUCCUCAAUUAUUCUCUCUUGCUGAUAUCCCUUUGGAAAGUAUUCUGCAGCAGUUUUUUUCAUUCGAUUUAGAUCAAUUAUCGUUGAAGUUGUUAAGGCUUGGAUGGAAUCCAACAACUGAUAAUUUCUUUUACAAAAUUCUACCUCUCCAAGCUUCCUGUACAAAACGAAACCUCUUGAGCCAAAUAGAUCGCAUAUUCGAUCCUUACGGGAUUCUUAAUCCUGUCACUUUGAUAGUAAAAAUUAUUAUUCAGCAUCUUUGGUUACUUAAUUUAGAUUGGGACGCAACUCCACCUUUGGAAAUUACUUCAAAGUGGGAGCAAUUUAAAAUUCAAUUGCCUUUACUCUCAAAGUUUUCUAUACCUCGCUAUAUUCCAUUAAGUGGAAAUAUUUUCUGUGAACUUCAUGGGUUCUGCGACGCUUCUUUACGUGGAUCAUCUGCUGUUACAUAUCUUCGUGUUUGUUAUGAUACAGGAGUCAUCAAAACCUACUUUCUCUUAGCUCGAACAAAGGUGUCUCUUACCAGAGUUCAAACUAUUCCUCGUCUCGAGCUCAAUGCAGCCGUGAUUCUUAGUAAAUUAAUGUCUUAUUUACUGCAAAUCCUUACUAUCUCGUUUAGUAGAAUUUAUGCGUGGUCAGAUUCGACUGUCGUCCUUCAUUGGAUUAAUUCACAACUGUAUAAAUGGAAAACUUUCGUAAGUAACAGAAUUUCUUAUAUUCAGGAUAGGGUUGUUUCGAAACACUGGCGAUAUAUUCCUUCGUCAUUAAAUAGUGCGGAUCACGGAUCCCGUGGACUUUUCCCUGAGGACUUCUUAAAUACUCCUACUUGGUGGGUGGGUCCGGAGUUCCUUCGCACUACUGAAAAUAAUUGGACAUUCUCUUUGCCCGAUUCUAUCGAACAUGAUAUAGAAUUGAAACCGAAAAGUUGUCUUUUAUCUUUUCCAACAGAUGAAUUCGUCGAUAAUCUCUGUAAUCGAUUUUCUUCAUUUUCAAAAUUGAAACGCAUCUUCUCGUAUGUUCUCAGAUUCAUUGGUAAUCUAAAAUCAGCCAAUCAACGAACCGUUGGAAUGCUUACUCUUCAAGAGCAAAGUUAUGUCACUAAUAAAUUAAUUAAAUUAAUGCAACAAAGAUAUCUGAAGGAGGAAAUAGAGUAG
Diabrotica virgifera virgifera (western corn rootworm) is the source of this 1581-nucleotide messenger RNA. RefSeq lists its product as uncharacterized. The record is from RefSeq and is a predicted model, not a curated record. Lineage: Eukaryota; Metazoa; Arthropoda; Insecta; Coleoptera; Chrysomelidae. Bases 1 to 1581 code for a protein of 526 amino acids. The transcript is spliced from 2 exons.